Molecule: messenger RNA, 1671 nt
Organism: Microtus oregoni (creeping vole)
Lineage: Eukaryota; Metazoa; Chordata; Mammalia; Rodentia; Cricetidae
Product: H-2 class I histocompatibility antigen, D-37 alpha chain-like
Exons: 7
Coding region: 166-1230 (354 amino acids)
Biological process (GO): antigen processing and presentation of endogenous peptide antigen via MHC class Ib; positive regulation of T cell mediated cytotoxicity; immune response
Cellular component (GO): external side of plasma membrane
Molecular function (GO): peptide antigen binding; signaling receptor binding
Source: RefSeq, a predicted model, not a curated record
CUUUCAACUCCCACCGGCUUCCUCUCUCCGGACACAAAUAAGGCACUCACAGUUCUCAUUGGACACCGAGUUUCUAGAGAAACCAAUCAGUGACACAGAGGUUCCAAGUAGAGCAGUUUACAGAAAUCGCUUCUACACCCUUCACUGGCCCCUGUGCUGAGAAAAAUGUCUUCUUUUUCCUGGCUCAAGCUGUUGGCAGGCGCCAUAGUCCUGGUCCAGACACAGGCUAGCUCACAUUCGCUUCGGUAUUUCUACACCGCUGUGUCCCGGCCCGGCCUCGGGGAGCCCCGGUUCAUUGCGGUGGGAUAUGUGGACGACACGCAGUUCGUACGCUACGACAGCGAUGCGAAGAAUCCAAGGAUGGAGCCGCGGGCGCCGUGGGUGGAGCAGGAGGGGCUGGAGUAUUGGGAGGAGGAGACACGGAAAGCGAGGAACACAGGGAAGAACUUCAAGUUGAACCUCAAGACCCUGCUUGGCUACUACAAUCAGAGUGACACCGAACCUCACACUCUGCAGUGGAUGUAUGGCUGUGACCUGGGUCCAGAUGGUAAUCUCAUCCGCGGGUACUGUCAGGAGGCCUACGAUGGCCGGGAUUAUAUCUCCCUGAACGAGGACCUGCGCUCCUGGACCGCAACUGACGCGGCCUCUCAGAUCUCUAAACUCAAGUCAGAGAAGGUAGAAGAGGCCGACCACCAGAGAGCAUACCUGCAGGGCGUGUGCAUAGGCAGCCUCCAUAGAUACCUGCAGUUGGGGAAGGCGACCCUGCUGCACUCAGACCCUCCAAAGACACGUGUGACCCACCAUCCUGGACCUAAAGGUGAUGUCACCCUGAGGUGCUGGGCCCUGGGUUUCUACCCUGCUGACAUCAGCCUGACCUGGCAGAGGGAGGAGGAGGAACAGACUCAGGACAUGGAGCUGGUGGAGACCAGACCUUCUGGGGAUGGAACCUUCCAGAAGUGGGCAGCUGUGGUGGUGCCUUCUGGGGAGGAGCACAAAUACACAUGCCAUGUGUACCAUGAAGGGCUGCCUGAGCCCCUCACCCUGAGAUGGGAGCCUCAUUCCAAGGUCCUCAUCAUGGCAAUCAUUGCUCUUCAAGUUCUCCUUGGAGCUGUGAUCAUUGUAGCUGUGGUGGUUAUUGUGAGGAAGAGGAGGAGAAACACAGGUGGAAAAGGAGGCUAUGAUCAUGUUGUAGCUUUAGACAUCUGCCUCGCGGGACUGAGUAAGGGCUGACUCAGGAAACACCAGAUCUCUGGGGAUGAUGAAGAUCUGCAGAGACCACUCCUACCUACCAGGACGCUGACCCUGAGUUCCUUUUCAGGACCAAGCUUCCUGUUCCCAGCACGAACAGGAGAGACUCUAUUAAUAAAUAAAGCUUGCUUAAAAAUCAGAGCAAAGGAGCCAUGUUUGCCAGCCACAGAGGCCAGGCAGUGGUGGCACAAACCUUUAAUCCCAGCAGCCACACUAGGUAGCCAUAGAGGCCAGGUGGUGGUGGUGCACGAUUUUAAUUCCAGCACCAGAGAGGGAUAUAAAAUAGGAGGAGACAGAUCUCAGCCCAGUCUCAGUCUGAAUCUGAGGAUUCCUGGAGGCAGGAUCACCCAUUUUUGGUCUGAGGUAGAGGUUAGAGCCAGUGACUGGCUGCUUUGCUUUUCUGAUCUUCAUCUUGUACACCAA